CCCGCUGCCUUCUCGAAGUCGGUUUGAAGGCAAUCGGUGAUUGUGGACGGCGCUUUGUCAUGGGACCUGUGCGGUUGGCAGUAUUGCUUUUCACUUUGGCCUUGUACGGGGCUUGGGCUGGGACGCCGAAGGAGGAGGACGAUGACACAGAACGCUUGCCCAGCAAAUGCGAAGUGUGUAAGCUGCUGAGCAUGGAGCUACAGGAGGAGCUGAGUCGCACUGGCCGAUCUCGAGAGGUGCUGGAGCUGGGGCAGGUGCUGGACACAGGCAAGAGGAAGAGACAAGUGUCUUACAGCGUUUCGGAGACAAGGUUGGAAGAGGCCUUGGAGAAUUUAUGUGAACGGAUCCUGGAUUAUAGUGUUCAUGCUGAGCAUAAAGGCUCACUGAGAUAUGCCAAGGGUCAGAGUCAGACCAUGGCAACUCUAAAAGGCCUAGUGCAGAAGGGGGUGAAGGUGGAUCUGGGGAUCCCUUUGGAGCUGUGGGAUGAACCCAGCGUGGAGGUCACGUUCCUCAAGAAGCAGUGUGAGACGAUGCUGGAAGAGUUUGAAGAAGUCGUGGGAGACUGGUACUUCCACCAUCAGCAGCAGCCCCUACAGCAGUUUCUCUGUGAAGGUCAUGUGCUCCAAGCUGCUGAAACUGCAUGUCUGCAGGAAACUUGGACUGAAAAGGAGCUCACAGAUGGGCAAGAGAAGACAGAAGAGGAGGAGGAGGAGGAAGGGGAGGAGGAGGAAGAAGAAGAAAAGAUGACCAAGACACCAGGCCACUCCAAGCACGACCCAGAAGAUCUUUGACUAUUACCUUUGAGCCCCCAGAAAGGUCAGGGAUUAUGGAGAAGAACCCUCUGAAAUCUGAGCUCUCCCUGCCCCCACAGCUUUAAGGGUGUGUGUUUGUGUGUGACCCCACCCCAAAGCUUGUAGCCGUUCUCUCCCAUCUGCCCUCAGGCAGGAUGCUUGUGAUGCACCACAGGAUGGUAAGUGGAAUUCCUGCUCCCAAGGUCAGCCCUCUACCUGUCAUCCAGCCCCUUACUUGGCAGGUUUGUGUGGUGACGGUACUGAAGCCUUUCCCCUUUAAAUAUGUCUACUCCCCACCCCCAGCCAGAGGUCAGUAUUUGCAUUGGAACCGUGGGUCUAGGGAAAGUCACUUUGCCUGCCCCUCGGGGAAUCUGUUCUUAGACCCUCACAAAUAAGAGGCCAGAAGUGACAUUCUCCGCAGCCCAUAUACACAAGCCUAUGUCCAGGACACUACGUGCCAGCAAACUUAACAAGAAUAGGACACUGGGUGGGAAUGAGGCGAUGCUGAUAAGUGGGGUAGAUACCGGGUCUACUUCAUAUUAAUUUCACCGAGGGCCCACCAUAAAAUUUCACAGGUGCCAAAUUUUCUGUAAUGAGAACUUUUUUGUUUUGGUGGCUGGCCGAUACAGGGACCGAGCCCUGGUCCUUAGUGUUUAAUCAGCUGAACUAAUCGGCUUCAGGAGCCAAUUUUUCUAUAUCGCUAUUAAACUCUUUUUAAAAAAGUA
Messenger RNA from Galeopterus variegatus (Sunda flying lemur), 1516 nucleotides. RefSeq names its product canopy FGF signaling regulator 4 (gene CNPY4). Gene Ontology annotation, molecular function: signaling receptor binding. Gene Ontology annotation, cellular component: endomembrane system. The transcript is spliced from 6 exons. Lineage: Eukaryota; Metazoa; Chordata; Mammalia; Dermoptera; Cynocephalidae. The record is from RefSeq and is a predicted model, not a curated record. Bases 60 to 791 code for a protein of 243 amino acids.